Messenger RNA from Phaedon cochleariae (mustard beetle), 2590 nucleotides. The record is from the annotation of a GenBank genome assembly. Lineage: Eukaryota; Metazoa; Arthropoda; Insecta; Coleoptera; Chrysomelidae.
GCAUAAACUAACUCAUUUCCUCAUUAUUCGUUGACUUGUAGAUGCGGAUCUGGUCUUCAGUUUCAUUAGUAUUUAGGACAACACAAGUUGAGUAGCUGAGGAACCCAUGAGUAUUGCCGGUAUGUGGAAAUAUGUGUGCUUUGUUUUGGUUUUCCAAUUUGUUUUUCGUGAGGGUGAGAGUGUAACAUUCAUCAAACCAAAAGGAGUGGUGAGAAAUCUCAUCGUAUCCACGAAUAACGGAUAUAUACAGGGUCGCACGAAAACCACAUACAACGGUAAGACAUUUUGGGCAUACCAAGGAAUUCCAUAUGCGAAACCACCGAUUGGCAACCUCAGAUUUCGAGCUUCGGAACCAUCUAUGCCCUGGAAAGGUGUUUUGGAUGCUACUGAAGAAGGUCAAACUUGUGUUGAAACGAUACCUGGCAAUUCUGAUGUAACUGUUUCUGGAUAUGAGGACUGCUUAUACAUAAACGUGUAUGCCCCAGAAAAUCCACAGAAUACCAGCCUACUGAAGCCAGUAUUAAUUUGGAUAUAUGGUGGAGCAUUCAUAUUUGGUAAUUCGUCCUCAGAAUUUUAUGGACCAGACAACUUCUUAGAUAGGGAUAUAGUAGUGGUGACAUUCAAUUACCGAGUUGGCAUUUUUGGAUUUCUCAGUACCAUGGACAUGGAGAGUCCUGGCAACUAUGGCUUGAAAGACCAAAACCUUGCUUUGAAGUGGGUGCAGCUGAAUAUAAAAAAUUUCGGUGGCGACAAGAAUAGUGUCACGAUUGCUGGCCAGAGCGCUGGAGCUGCGUCUGUAUUUUAUCACAUAGCAUCACCGAAAAGCGAAGGGCUAUUUAAUAAUGCUAUAGCAAAUAGUGGGAGUUCCUUGUGUUCAUGGUCGUACCAAAGAAAUCCAAAAAGAAUAGCUUUCGAUGUCGGAUUAGCAGUGGGAAUUAAAACGAAAAAUACUGAAGACUUAGUGGCAAGACUCAGAAAGACUGAUAUUGAAGAGCUGAAGAAAGCGUCCAGACUGAUAGUCCUCCUGUUCGUACCUCAGACUGAUAGAGAAGGAUUUCCAUUUGGUCCGUCCAUAGAGCCUUAUCACAGAGAUGCGUUUCUAACCAAUACUGCAUUUUCGAGUUUUGAAAAGGGAAACUUCAACAGAGUGCCAAUUCUGACGGGAGUGAAUACUCUGGAAACAAUGUUUUUCGAUGUGGUAUUUGACCUGAUACGACCACUGAAUAUCCUUUAUGACUUGAGUCCUGGAUCAUUGCCUAGUUCUGAAAUGAACAUCAAGACUGCUGAAGAAAGAAGAAAAGCUGGGCUAGCAAUUAAGAAGCUAUAUUUCAAAAGCGGAUCAUAUAUUGAAGCUACAAAAAAAGAAUUAUUCGAAUAUACAUCUGAUGAGAGAUUUAUACGUCCUAUAAGAAAGACGGUGCAAUUAGUCUCCAGAUACACACAGCUUUAUUUUUAUGUGUUUUCCUAUGUGGGUGAUUACGGCUUGACAGUAUUAGAAGGGAUAUUAGACUCACGGCCAGUCCACGGAGUACCUCAUCUAGAAGAAGAAGCAUAUGUUUGGAAAAGAAGCCCAGUCCCUCAUCCUGAAGGUCUGGAUAAACUAACAUUACUGAGAGUGAUGCAAAUGUGGAGUAAUUUCAUUAAAACCAGCAAUCCAACCCCCCUUAGAGAUGAUUUACUGCAAGGGGUAGUCUGGCCACAAGUUAGAUCUCCAAAAAACAUCACUUACCUCGAAAUAGAUAAAGAUUUGUCGAUAAAAUAUAAUUACAGGCAAAUGUAUAUGGAAUAUUGGGAUAAACUUUAUAAAAUUUACGGGCACCGACCAUAUUCUACAUAUUGAUCAUAAAGACUAAAUCAACAAAGAUAUACAAAUUCAAUCCAUUAUUUAUUAUGUAAUUUGUGUUUUUGGAAAUAUUUGCGAAGACUCAUGAUGGGAAUUUCGAUAUAUUACUUAGACAGCAAUAAACUUAGUGCCACAUAGAGGUAAAACAAAUGAAUUGUGAUAUUUUAACAUUGCUCAAUUUUAGAGCUAAAUUGUUUCAAAUUAGAAAUAUACUCUACAGCCAAAAAUGUUUUUUACUACUGCAUGCAUUCGAAAUUAGUUUACUUCCUAUCAGAACUGAGGUGAUGGUGAUUAUAGAAAAUUCCAAAUUAUGCCGGCAAGUUCUGAAGGCAUACGCCUGUUUUUUCGAAAAUGUUCAGAAGUAUAGUGGUGUGUCCUAUGUGAACAAAAACAAAUACUUAAGUUAUGGGUAAAAACGAGGCUUUCCCAAUUCAUUAUUCACAAGAUUGACUUAUUUCUCUAGCAAUGAUUUUAUAUUCGGUUAUUGAAAAAUCAAACUGAAUACGAAGGAAACUACAGCAGUGAUUAAAUUCAGUAUUCGAAAUGAAUUAGCAACCACAUGAGCAGCAGACGUUGUUGUAGGAGUUGGUGGUGUAUCGCUUAUUGUUUCAUUUCCCUCUAGCAAGGUUGAAGCGAGAGUGACACGUUCAAAUACAGCAAUCUUUUUCUUGGAAUCACAAUUGAGCGGAAUCGACAACAGUGCAACAAGUCGAUUGUCACACGUCAAGGAACUACCUUCACUCAUCU